Messenger RNA from Thlaspi arvense, 4246 nucleotides. The record is from the annotation of a GenBank genome assembly. Lineage: Eukaryota; Viridiplantae; Streptophyta; Magnoliopsida; Brassicales; Brassicaceae.
GGAAUAACCCUGACGACGUUAGCAUCACACCUGAAGCCUGAAGUGCUGUUUUGGUAACAACUUUCAUUUGGUUACGACACCCAAAUCAAUUAACAUAACAAAAAAACAUUUUAUAUUCUUCAACCAUAAUCAAUAUUAAAUUUUGACUCUCACAUACAAUUAAUUAUAAAAUUUAUCAAUUACAAACAGAAGUCCUGUACAUUUCAUCAUUCAAUUUUUUUCGUUACCCGUUACUAUCAUGUAAAUUACUACUGUACGAUUUAAAUUGUCUAAAAUCAGAACUUGUCGUUGCGUAAUAAAAGACUACAACUAAGGGUAUUAUGGGAAUAUAACAAAAUAGUCAAAACGGGUCAAAGUUACCGUCAAACCCAAAGUUGAAUAAGUACUUCCCAUUUAAACUUAAAGACCCAAAAAAACCACCCGUAUCUUUCUUAAGAUCUGUCUGAACUCUGAACUUCUCAAAGUACUGUCCUAAAAAGGUUUUGAUUUUUCAACAAAAAAAAAAAAAAAAAAUCUACCGUUUUGUUUUCUCCCUCCUUAAAUCGAAUUUCAGUUAAUUAGUUUUCUGAAAAAGGAGAUUAUAGUAAUUAAAUACCUGGAAAAAAGAAAAUGAAGAAAAAAACACCGACUCAUCCUAUGGGAGAAACGGACGAAAAUCUCGGUGCUGGCAAGAUUCCUUCACAGUCCUUUGCUGUUUUUAUUUUUUUCUUUUCUUCUUCUAUCUUUCUUCCUUCUUCUUCUUCAUGAGCUUAAAUCAUUCAAUUUUAUCUCUCUUCUUUUUCUUUUCGUUUCUUGCAACUAAAUUGAAAUAAAUCGUUUCUUUUUAUAUUUUCUGGAGAAAACAAUCACUUCACUCUUUCUUUCUAUCACCAUCAACCCACACCUUCUUUGCCCCUUAUGCGCCUCCAUCUCUUAUUCCUCUCACCUACCUUUCAACUCUCUCUCUCUCUCUCUUUCUUUCUUUCUUUUCCUUUUAAUUUCAUUUCUCUUACCUGAUUUCAAAUCUUGGCUUUCCUUAUUUCUUUUUUUUUUUUGUUUUCCUUCCUUUUUUUUUAAUUUUAGCUUGUUUUUUUUUUCCUUCAGUUUUUGUUUUGGGAACUAUUGAUGGGUUGUACAAGUUCUAAGCUCGACGAUCUUCCGGCGGUUGCUCUCUGCCGUGAACGCUGCGGUUUCCUAGAAGCGGCGAUUCAGCAACGUUACCUUUUAGCCGAAUCACACGUGGCCUACACUCACUCGCUCAGAGGAAUCGGCCACUCGCUUCAUCUCUUCAUCAACCACCACCACCGCUUCGUCGCUUCCGGCGGCGCUAACGGCGGCGGGGAUUCUCCCAGGCUUAAUCUUCCUCCCCAGAGAAAAGGCGACCCUGAAGAAGGAGGAGACGACGACGGAGGAAAUUCACCUGAAAAAGCAAAGCUACCUGCUUCCCACCACAACAAUCACGCUCACUCGGGUUCGGGUUCUGAUUCGGGUCAUCUCGAAUUCGAUUCGGAUUCCGAGGAUGACGAUGACGAGGAAGACGAUGAAGAUUUGGAUUCGCUGCAUCAUCACUCUCCUCCUCAACACCACCAUCUCGGAAAUUUCCCAGUACACGAGCCCGGGCCGUACAUGGAACAACCGGGUUAUACCCGAUACCCGAAUCCGGAAAUGAUGGGUCAUCUUCCUCCAGCUCCUUACCCAUCAGGAGGGAGUUAUAUGCACAUGAACUACAUGAAGAACAAAUCGAUGCCUCCUUCAGUCAUCUAUGAGCAAAGACCCAUUAGCCCUCAAAGAGUCUACGUUGGCGAAUCAUCUUCUUCCUCUUCUACUUACCCUUACAAUCCUUAUCCUCCCAAUUCUUAUUUCGGAUACUCGAAUCCCGGACCCGGACCCGGAUUCUACGGCUCUUCAGCUGCUUCUUCUGCGGCUGCUGCCUCGAAACCGCCACCGCCUCCUCCGUCGCCGCCUAGGUCUAACGGGUGGGAUUUUUUGAAUCCGUUCGACACUUAUUACCCUCCGUAUACUCCGAGCCGAGAUUCGAGAGAGUUAAGAGAGGAAGAAGGUAUCCCGGAGCUGGAGGACGACGAUUCACAGUACGAGGUUGUUAAGGAAGUUCACGGCAAGCCGAAAUUCGCCGCCGGUGGUAAGAAUCAUUCGAAACCAGCCGCCGUGUACAGGGAAGAGUCUCCGUCUCCGCCACUGCCUGCCGAUAAAUCGGGGGCCAGCACCAGCGGAGGCGGUGGAGAUGCCGCAGAUGCGUCUAUGUACCAGACGAGACCAAGCGUGUCGGUGGAGAAGAAAGGUGUGGAGUACGAAGUGCACGUCGUUGAGAAGACGGUUGUUGAAGAGAACGAGGAAAGACGGAGCAAUGCCACGGCCACACGUGGCGGUGGUGGAGGAGGAGGGCCACGUGCGGUGCCUGAGGUUGCUCAAGAGAUCGAGAAUCAAUUCUUGAAAGCUGCAGAGUCAGGAAGUGAGAUCGCCAAGUUACUUGAAGUGGGGAAGCAUCCUUAUGGUCGUAAACAUGCUUCAUCUAAGUUGUUGCACGGGGUUACUCAUUCGCUACCUUCAACCUCUGGAGGAUCAUCUUCUUCUGCUGCUGCUGCUGCGCCGCCAACUUAUGCAGACAUUGAAGAAGAGCUUGCUUCAAGGUCGAGGAAUCUCUCUUCAACAUUGCACAAGCUCCAUCUAUGGGAGAAGAAGCUUUACCACGAAGUGAAGGCUGAGGAAAAACUGCGUAUAGCUCACGAGAAAAAGCGAAGGAAGCUAAAGCGUUUGGACGAAAGAGGUGCUGAAGCUAAUAAAGUAGACACAACACGGAAAUUAGUGAGAGACAUGUCCACCAAGAUACGUAUUGCGAUUCAGGUUGUCGAUAAAAUUUCUGUUACAAUUAAUAAGAUAAGAGAUGAAGACCUAUGGCCGCAAUUGAAUGCAUUGAUCCAAGGGCUUACAAGAAUGUGGAAAGCGAUGCUCGAGUGUCAUCAAAGUCAGUGUCAAGCUAUUAGGGAAGCUCGAGGAUUAGGCCCCAUAAGAGCGAGCAAGAAACUCGGCGAUGAACAUCUAGAGGCAACGAGUUUACUUGGACACGAGCUUAUUAACUGGAUACUUGGGUUCUCAAGCUGGGUCAGUGCGCAGAAAGGUUAUGUGAAAGAGUUGAACAAAUGGCUCAUGAAGUGUCUUCUCUACGAACCCGAGGAAACACCAGAUGGAAUCGCUCCAUUCUCACCUGGUCGUCUCGGAGCCCCACCAAUCUUUGUGAUCUGUAACCAAUGGUCCCAAGCUCUGGACAGGAUAUCCGAGAAGGAAGUUAUCGAGGCGAUGCGCAGUUUCACCACGAGCGUGCUUCAGCUUUGGGAGCAAGACCGGUUAGAAACGACGGUGAUGGGGCACGGGGACUCAGAGAAGAGAGCUAGGAACAUGGACAGGGAAGAACAGAGGAUACACAGAGAGAUUCAAGCACUGGAGAAGAAAAUGGUUCUCGUGGCACCUGGUGAUGGUAACAUCAAUAGUCUUUCGAUAUCAGGCAACGUUGUGUACCAAAGCGAUACAAGCAACGAUAGCUUGCAAAGUAGUUUGCAGCGGAUUUUUGAAGCCAUGGAGAGAUUCACUGCUGAAUCUAUGAGAGCUUAUGAUGAUCUCUUACUGCGCGCUGAAGAAGAAACUGCUCCACGAGAACUCGAGGAAUGAGAAGCUAAUCAUGAGGAAAGAUCUUUGCUUUACCAAAUCAAUUCAAAUCCCCAUAUGAGCUGUUUCCUGAUCUUGCAAUGCCGGAACACUCGGUUUUGCGGUUUGGAAUCAUCUUUGUGAGACCCGGGCAAGAAGAGCCUCAUCAGGAUGAUGAUCGUGGAGGAGGGAGAAACCGGGGUAAAGAGGUGGCCAAUUGUUCGGUUAAGUGCAAUUGGCUCUGAACCGGAUGGUUUACAUGCCAUGUUUGAGAAAGGUUUGUUAACUUACUGUACCAAAAUAUAUAACGCAGGUCGCAGAUAUAUUAGUCGAGAGAGUAAUAAUUUUAUAAUUCGGACAGUGUGUAGUGUACAUAUGAUGCUUAAUUAGGACAAAACUUUUGAUAAUUCUCAACAAUUAUUUUGUAAAAUCCGAAGGUGGACUUAUAAUUCUUUGUUUCUCAUAGAUUACUAAAAGCGGUUUAAAAAUUAUUCCAAACGAGCUUGUUCUUCACUUGACUUUUGUUGUUCAUUUUUUUUAGUAUUUGAUACAGCUAGCAAAAAACCUGUAACUUAAAUUUUACAGAUUCUCUGAAACUACAACAAGA